Molecule: messenger RNA, 1002 nt
Organism: Rhizoctonia solani
Lineage: Eukaryota; Fungi; Basidiomycota; Agaricomycetes; Cantharellales; Ceratobasidiaceae
Product: ricin-type beta-trefoil lectin domain protein
Exons: 10
Coding region: 1-1002 (333 amino acids)
Source: RefSeq, a predicted model, not a curated record
AUGGGGCAAGAUAUAUCUCAUUCGCAAUACCCACCCGACGAAACCUUGCAACCUGGGACAUAUCGUAUUUCUAACGCGGUUACCGGAACCGCCGUUCAAGUCUCUGAUGAUGAUUCCACUAAGAUUGUUACAUGGCAGCAGCACGAUAGAGAAAACCAACAGUGGUUCUUACAACGAUCGGGUCAUGGGUAUCGACUCCGAAAUCGGCGUCAUAAUGCCUAUUUAGCUGUGUCUAACACAGACAACCAUGCUCUAGUAUUAAAGCCGAUUCUAGGUGUCACCACAUCCUUUGACUCGGGCAUUAGCGUCCAACUUGCAGAUAUGAAUCGAGUCCUUGAUCUCCACUGGGGUUCAGGUCACAAUGGAAAUGAGAUCCACAUCUGGAACCUGGACGGAGGCAACAUGCCUCACAGAAUUUGGAGGGUAGAGCGUAUAGGUGACGAUUUCGGAGAAGAAACGACAGAUUCUCGACAGGAACAUGAAUUAUCACAGCUGAGGGGCGAAUUAUCCAAAGCAAAACAGGAGCUCUCGGAUCUGCACAGCUUGCUUUAUCAGCGCGAUGAGACUAUACGUCAACUUCAGCAGGAUUUGAAGGCUAAGGAAGAGGCGCUCAAGCAUGCUCGCAAAACAGACGAAGAAUCCACCCAAUUGCGUCAUCAGCAUAGUAUCUUGGAGUCCAAAUUUCAACAACAGCAAACGGAGACCGCGAGCCUUCAAGCAAAGAUGGACCGGGUCGAGUACCUUAUGUCACAAAUGAUGAAUAAACCUAGUGGGGACCCUGGAGCUGGGAACAAGUGGCAAACACAUUCAUAUUCCCUACGGGGUACUGGCAGCUUCAAGUAUUGGGAUUUCGAGUAUCUAGAGGACGAUACCAAGCGCAUGACAUUGGAGCAGUUUGGAACAAAUGCGAAGGAAGAAGAGUACAAACAGGAAGUUGCUUACCUACAGAAAGAGCUCAAGUGCGCCAGCAAGCAAGUGAUUGCGUGUGGAACUGAGCUCUAA